This is a messenger RNA of [Torrubiella] hemipterigena, 575 nucleotides long. NCBI's taxonomy places the organism in Eukaryota, Fungi, Ascomycota, Sordariomycetes, Hypocreales, Clavicipitaceae. The record is from the annotation of a GenBank genome assembly.
CAACAACACUCCUUAACUAUAACAUUGGUUCUUCAGCGACAAUGACAAGCAUAUCCAGGAACACGGAUAUCGACAAAUCCCCCAGUAAUACCUCGCCUCUCCCAGAAGAACACAAAGACACGUCGGUGGUGGCGCCAACAUCAUCCGCCGACAAGCUCGGUCCGCCCAACCAGCCCGUUCCCCGGGUACGGCCACGAACAGUUAUAGACGAAUACAAUGAUAAGGUACGGGCUUACAGAGAAAUUGAUCUCCCCGAUGAAUGGGCGCCAGUAGACAUCGUGCGCGCAUAUGUCAUGGCUGUGCUGCACAUGUUUUAUGCGGUACCGCGAGACGAAGCGGACGCGGUUGCUGAGAGAUGGGAAGGGAAACGUGGUACGCAUUUCCGCGCUCUCAAGUCCGAAGAAGAAUUUGCAUGAAUAUUUGGAGACAAGUAUGGGUCCUGGCUAUGGGAUCAUCAUGAGGUGCGCAGGAUCAGACAAGAACGUAAUGCGGCUAGCGAAAUGAUCUUUUUCAAAGGUGUCGGCAUUAUAGCUAUUGUAUGUUUUGCAAUCUUCUGCUAUUUUCAAUACAACUGA